GAUACUCUAUUACUACACUGGGCUGGCAAAUCUUUUGGUGUCACGGCGGAUUUUUUGAAUGGAUACACUACACAACACUAAAAGUAACCCCAAUAUACUCGAACCUUCCCAACCAUAACCUACCACACAUUACACCACACACCUUUUCCCACUGUUUUCCACCAAAAAAUCUCUCUUUCGGAAAGAAAAAAAAGAGGGAGAAAGAGAAGAAAGAUUCCUUUUGACCAAACAUUAAAAAGAAGAAGAGAUUCGAUGCAAAUUAUUUUUGCUCGUAGCUCUUCUGAGCUUUCAUCCUAAAAGAAAAGAAGAAGACGGAAAAAACAAUCCAACUCCUAUCAAAAAGUUUCAAUUUUAUUCGAUUUCUCUUCUACAGCAAAAGAUACCCCAUUAUUAUAUUUUUGUACUACUACUACUGCUACUACUACUGCUCCUGCUCCUGCUACUGCUGCUCCUGCUACCACCACCACCACCACUACUACUACCACCAUCACCAUCUCUUCGAAUCCAAUCACGAACAUUCACUCCAAGCCACUGCCCAUCGCUUUCUCUUUGGCAACGCCAUCCCAUCACCAUACAACACCGCCUCAGGUCUGCCUGUAAGACAUCCAUCUUGGUUUAAGAAGUUGUUGGCAAGAAACCUUAUAUCCUGCUCAAAGCUGUACAUCUCAGCCUAGUCGAGCAACCAGCUCACACCUCACGACUCCCUUUAAUCAUGGCUUCACCAACUGAAGCAACGGUUCCCGCCAUCCCGCCAACCUCCUCCUUGGAACCCAGCACCGCCAAUCCAUCACUGGCCGACUCUCCAUUAACAAACGAUUCAUCGAGCACCUCUUCAUCAGAUGCAAAUGGAGGAAGCACGCCAGCAAACACGUCUGCUAGUCGUACACCAUCAAUCAAGAGGCCAAAGCUUGGUACUAGAAAGUCUAGCGGUACUAUAAUAGUACCGCGCGAACAUCCGCGCGUGGAAUUAAAAGAAGGGGACGAGGUCUUCGACGAGGAUGAUGCAAGAGCCAUGAGUCCAAGGAGGAACAGUGAGGAUUUGGAGAAGAUGAGUCAAGAUGCCAGAGCGCAACUCAACGAACACGCGAAACUCCUUCAACAAUCUCUCCUCGAAAUAUUCAAUCGAAUCGAAGCUGUCAAGGAGGAGCACGAUAAACUCGAUAACAACAACAAAUUCUUGCAGAAGUACAUCGGAGACUUAAUGUCCACGUCUAAGAUUACAUCUACUGGUGCUGGAGGCCGAAAGAAAUAGCCACUAGCCGUGGAAACCAAGGAAGUAGAGGAGGUAUGUCGAAAACGGAAGGCAUCGCGGCAUCAAGGCUGGUCAGGUCGAAAAAAGAACAAACAUACCAAAGAGGACCGAGAGGUAUGACAUGAUGCGCGGGACCAGGAAAAAGGCGAACCACAUAUUGAUACCCCUCAAAUACAUACGAUCACACACAUCCCGCUUUCAUUAACGACUCAUGAUUUUUCUCGAUAGUGAUCAUUGCAAAGAGCUUGCAAAGAGAUCACAAGAAAGAUCACCACUUCCACCAUACUACUUUACGACAUCAUCCUCUUAUUUCCUGGUCUCCACACAAAUUUAUAAGUCUCAUCUUAAAUAACACAGCUGGCUGUACAUCAACACCGGCAUCAAAUAUCUGCUGCAACGACGACGAUCAAGCGACUCAGAAGGGGACGAAGAUGAGGAGGCAUUAUAACGGCGUACUUUUCGGCUUGGGUUUUCUGGUUCAAUCUAAUUCAUCGAACAUUCUGGGAGCUUUAUCUCAGAACCCCCUUUUUUGAUUACUCGGUUUGGGCACUUGCUUUCGUUUUGGCAAUGGGGGGUAGGCUCCAUCAUGGCAUUAUUGGCAUGGCUUGGCAUUUGUGAUUUUUCUUUUUGGCUUCUAUGAUGACAUUGCAUUUGGAACUGGCUCUGGCAUCACUUUCAUCAUUUAUCAUCAGCGACAGGCGUUUAAUUUCUUUUUUGAAUUCAAAUUCUUUCGUUCCUCAUUUGGUAUCCUCAAUUCGACGAACACAUACAAAUCACGCAUACUUUUUACGGGAAAGCAAAAUCCGCAAUGCUUGUCUCUGGUUCAGUGGGUCAAGUCGCUGUAUAGCACGAUACCACACCAUGCCCUCGGAGUAAACGUUAGACUGGAAUGUAUAGGAUGGAACGAUUGAAACUCGGGGGGUGGCGAAGGAGACAAAAGAAACAGAACUGGUUUGAAGAACAGUCAUAUUGUUAUUCAUGAGUGACCAGUGGGGAUAGGGGGUGCAAUCAUGUUUUGGGGAGUAAAUGGAAUGGAUGGGGGUUGGGAAAGGGUCUCGGAAGGUGGUUGCUGGAGGAGGAGCAGAGAGGGAAGAGAAAGUGUGUAUUAUAGAUGCGGUACAAUACAACACAACAAUACAAAUUUAUGGUUUAAUGCAACUGGGCUGUAGAAUACAAGGUGUGAUGUUUGGGUCUGACUUCGAUGGGAGAUGAGUAUGACACCGGAUUGCGUUGUUUCUGAAAUGAGUAGAGAAUGAUGUAUGAUAAUGAGAUAGCUAUCAUCUGAAUGCGUACCA
Messenger RNA from Botrytis cinerea B05.10, 2547 nucleotides. RefSeq lists its product as hypothetical. The record is from RefSeq and is a predicted model, not a curated record. The transcript is spliced from 2 exons. Gene Ontology annotation, cellular component: trans-Golgi network. NCBI's taxonomy places the organism in Eukaryota, Fungi, Ascomycota, Leotiomycetes, Helotiales, Sclerotiniaceae. Bases 713 to 1252 code for a protein of 179 amino acids.